GCUCCUGCGUCCGCCUAUCGAUACCCACUGUGGACCGAACUGACGCAUAGGUGAUUCGGCGGUUCCCUCAGUCAGUGAUAUAGGAUCGACACCAACGACAAUUGACUCUCACCAUGUGGUCCGUUCUUCGAGACUCACUGACCUUGUUGUCACCGCUCCUUCCCGUAGCUGUUCACCAAUCACCCCUUCACCAGAUCAAGGAAUCGGCUCCAUUCGUCGUCGAACAUGAAGCUCCGGUCUCACAUGGGGGAGCUUGGGCGACAGCCUUUGACAUGGCUGCUGAUGCGGUCAGCAAGAUGACCGUUGAAGAGAAGGUCAACCUCACCUCCGCUGUCUUCGGACCUUGCUCUUCAAACUCUGGAGGUGUACCUCGGCUCGGGAUCCCAGGACUGUGCUUCGAUGACGGACCAUCCGGCCCUCGUUACACCGAUUUUGUCACCCAAUUCCCUUCCCCAUUUUUCGCGGCUGCUUCUUUCGACAGGGAUCUUCUGUACAAGAAGGGUCUCCACAUCGGAAAGGAGUUUAGAGGCAAGGGUAUCAAUGUCGCUUUGUCGCCCAUCACUGGUGGACCGUUGGGCAGGUCACCAUACGCCGGCCGAAACUGGGAAGGAUUCUCGCCCGACCCCUAUCUCACCACCCAACUAUCUGGUCUCACCGUCCGCGCCAUGCAAGAUUCUGGCUUGAUUACCUGCUCCAAGCACUACAUCUUAUUCGAGCAGGUCGAAGUCUGCAAAGGUCCGGUUGUCAACGGACAGCGGACCGACUGCCAAUUCCCAUCCGUCGAGAUUGAUGACAAGACAUUCAAGGAGCUCUACCUUCCCAGCUUUGCGGAAAGUGUCCGAGCAGGAACUGGAUCCAUCAUGUGCUCCUACAACAAAAUCAACGGUACUCAAACCUGCGAGAACAGUGUCGCCAUGAACAAGAUAAUGAAGGAUGAGCUAAACUUUCAAGGCUUCAUCUUGAGUGACUAUGGUGCGACUCAUUCGACUGUACCUUCCGCUAGGAACGGUAUGGACAUGGAGCUGCCCGAGGCUCAGUACUUCGGUGACAACCUUAUCAAGGCAGUCAAAGCAGGUGACGUACCCGAGUCUAGGCUGGACGACAUGGCCCGCAGAAUCCUCCUCCCUUGGUAUGCUUCUAGGCAACACGAGGACUAUCCCGCUCCCAAUUUCCAAAAAUACGAUCUUUCCGACGAAUUUGAGCAAGACGGCAUGGUCUUCAAGAACGAGCACGUUGACAACCGAGGCGAUGGGCAUAUCCUUGCUCGAAAGGUUGCCGCUGACUCAACGGUAUUGCUCAAGAACGACGGAGUCCUCCCCUUGAAGGGCAUUCGUCGAAUCGGGAUCUUCGGAUCAGAUGCGGGAGCGCCUCCCACUGUCAGUGGAUGUGGACCAGAUCUGUUCUGCAUUGUCAACUCUGAACGAAGAUACUGGAACGGUACUGUCACCAUCGGUGGUGGAUCGGGUGCUGCCUACCCCGACUACAUCUCGACCCCUCUCGAGGCCAUCUCUCUUCGAGCAAGAAGCGAAAAGAUCCGAAUCGAUCAGUACUUGCAAGACGACGCCACGCACUUUGAAUCCAUCCAGACCGUCGCAGCCGCUUCAGAAGUCUGCAUGGUCUUCGUCAAGGUCUACCUUGUUGAAGGAUGGGACAGAGAUAACUUGCGAUUGGACCACGAGGGAGAAAAGUUGAUCAAGGCAGUUGAGAAGAGCUGUGCUGGCAAGGUCGUGGUCGUUAUGCACACCGGAGGUCAGACCAUCAUGGAAGACUGGAUUGACCUACCCAAGAUUGCGGGAGUCAUUUGGGCCGGUUACCCCGGUCAAGAGAGUGGAAAUGCUCUUGUCGACAUCCUCUGGGGAGAUGUUAACCCCUCCGGCAAGUUGCCCUUCACCAUGGGACGAACGGAAUCUGAAUGGCCCCCAAGCAUCAUCCGCGAGGAGGAAGACGAGACCUACCCUCGAUCCUUCUUCACAGAAGGUCUCGCUAUCGACUACAAAUGGUUUGACAAAUACAACAUUCCUCCCCGCUUCGAGUUUGGCUUCGGUCUCAGCUACACAUCGUUCGAGCUGUCUCAUUUGUCCUUCAAGGAGACCCAUAUCCAAUUGAAUGACACUGUUCAACAGACCAACGAAAAGUUCGCUGGCAAGGCGGAUCUCUACAAUGUUCUGUGGACCGCUUCCGUCAACGUCACCAAUACAGGUGAAGUCGCUGGAGCCGAAGUAGCCCAACUCUACGUCUCAUUCCCCGAAUCUGAGCGAGAGCAGCCCCCGAGACACUUGAAGGGCUUCAGCAAGCCUUACCUUAAGCCAGGUCAAUCAGAGGUUGUCCACUUCCACCUCCGAAAGAAGGAUCUCUCUGUCUGGGAUGUCAAGCACCAGAUGUGGGUCGUCCCGAAGGGUAAAUUCAAGCUCUACGCCGGACACAGCUCGAGGGAUCUUCCUUUAACACUCAAAGUGGACAUGCAAGAGACUCGAUAGAGGACAAUUUUGAAACAGGAGGAGAGAAGGGACAUUCAUUUCGCACAUAUCUAAUCGUUUGAAAUAAUAAAGACAUCAUCUACCCGCAUGGCGAGGCAUGCAAUGUGUGAACGCAUGGG
Messenger RNA from Kockovaella imperatae, 2596 nucleotides. RefSeq names its product glycoside hydrolase superfamily. Gene Ontology annotation, biological process: glucan catabolic process. Lineage: Eukaryota; Fungi; Basidiomycota; Tremellomycetes; Tremellales; Cuniculitremaceae. The transcript is spliced from 21 exons. Bases 114 to 2477 code for a protein of 787 amino acids. Gene Ontology annotation, molecular function: beta-glucosidase activity. The record is from RefSeq and is a predicted model, not a curated record.